Molecule: messenger RNA, 2072 nt
Organism: Coregonus clupeaformis (lake whitefish)
Lineage: Eukaryota; Metazoa; Chordata; Actinopteri; Salmoniformes; Salmonidae
Product: fibrinogen-like protein 1-like protein
Exons: 3
Coding region: 180-1022 (280 amino acids)
Source: RefSeq, a predicted model, not a curated record
CGUGGACUCUGGGUCUAUGGUUGGCAGCCUGAUUAGCCUUGUUUGCUCUCUCUCUCUGCCCUUCUCUCUCCGUUUAGUGCUAUCAAAGUACAGUGUACUGUAUGUUUGACAGCUUAUAGUUACAGAGCUCAGCACACACGCAGUGGUGCAGUAAAAGUUAAGGAACAUCCAGUUAGAAGAUGCAGAGUUUUGGGACAUGGCCAGUGGCAGUAGCAGCAGCACUGGUGAUCAGUCUGAUGGGAGUGCACACUAAACACCUGGUUGCUGAAAACACCCAUCUCCUGACCUCUGAAGAGCACAAGAUGGUCCUCAACCAGGGAAUGAAAGAAUACCCCAGGGACUGUUAUGAGAUGUUGAUGGGUUCAGGGGGUCAGGCCAGAGAUGGAGUGUACCUGAUUCAGCCUGGUGACUACCUCAUCCUGGCCUACUGCGCCAUGCAAGAGGGUGGUUGGACCGUGGUACAGCACAUCACGGUCAACAGCAGCGUGGACUUCGACCGCACCUGGGUCGAAUACAAGCAGGGCUUCGGGUUCCUGACUGGUGACCACUGGCUGGGGAACGAACACCUCCACCACCUCACCCAAGGGCCUGGGCGCUACAAGCUGGGGGUCAAGCUAGUGAACAAAGAUGCCAUCACCAAGAUGGGCGAGUAUGACCCUUUUAUGGUGGAGGAUGAACGGUCUGGGUUCAGGCUGCGUCUGGGUCUGUUCCAGGGCUCUGCCUUAGACGCUCUCACCCUGGACACAGAGAACUACCUGCAUGACAACCAGAGGUUUACCACCAAGGACCGAGACAACGACAAUUACUUCCAGAACUGUGCCAAGCUGGAGUUUCGGGGUGUGGUGGGAGGGGGCUGGUGGUACGACGCCUGUGCUGGGGCCAACCUAAACAGCAGGAAUGUAAUCUACUGGCAGAAGGACUGCAACAAGGAGCACCUGUGUAAGUACGCCUGGAUGAUGGUAAAACCCUCGGACACAGUGAAGGUGGUCCACACUGGGGACUGUACGAAGGAUGAACUGUAAGUGUUGUCUGGAGAUUAGGUUGAUCAAUACCAUCUGUGGUCAUACUAAUGCAGUGGUUCUCAAAACAUUGUUUACGUGAUAGAGACAAUAGUUCAACACGUUUAAUUCAGAAAUACACAGAGACAAAAAUACUGUAAUAUACUUGUCACACAUUUCUUAAGUAAUAAAAAAAAGCAAUUGUUAUUUUGGGGAUUUCAUACACCUAAGUCUUCUCCUCUACCUUCCCCCCCAAAAUUGCAAGUGCAGUUUUUUUGUAUGUCUAAAUGAUCACUGAUACAAAACAUUUUGUGGUCAUGAUAUCAUAGCUUAUUACACAUGUAAUACAACAUUUGCAGUAUUUUUACUCACUCACCCAAUAUCACUGAACGAAUAACCUAUGUAUGUGUUGGUUGUUGGCAGAAAAACCAAUAUGUACUGAAUCAAAAUAAGAUUCUAACAGUAAGUUUACAGUACCAUUUCUUAUGAUUAAUUGCAAGUAGUACUCAGCGAUGUAAAACUUUUUAUUUUAUGGUUCUGGCCAAUUGAAAACGUUUAAAUGUUUUUUCUAUCAAUGUGUAGAUGAGAAUGAUACAGUCCAAUACGGAAUGACCAAAACAUAGGCCUGUAACCUGAGGACAGACGUUAAACAUAUUGUAAUGAAUACAUGACACAGAAGAGUGCAUGAAUCAAACCCUGCUCUCCCCCUGAAUGUAAAUGUGUAGAGAGCUGUCACUGCGCUAAGUGACUUAUAGUGACCCUGGGCAGAUGAAAUCACUAAAGGCUAAUUCUUAUCUGACAAGUCAUUUGUCAUGUGCACAUAACAACCGGCGCUGUAGCGAAAAUUUGAACAUAAGCAAUCUAGUUACAGUGCCUCCUAAAGACAUGAUUGACAUCGGGAAAAGAGCGUGGGCUAUUAGCUGAUCAAUGAUGUUGAUGAUGGAUGUACUGUAAAUCUGCUAGUUUGUUAGCUUGAUUUUUUUUUACUGAUUGUGAUUUAUCUUCAAUGCUCUUAAAUGUAGCUCUGUAGCUCAAUUGGUAGAGCAUGGCACUUGUAACGCCAGGGUAGUGGGU